ACACCCAGCUGGAUCAUAGGUUCGGAGUACAACUUUGAAGUCUCAGCAUGAAGGAGACUGAGAACCAGACUGUUCCUCUCAAUUCUACAAGCCCUGGAGAUACCUCUCAUACUUCUACUUCGGACUCUAAAGACCCCCAGGACACCAUGCAACUUAAAAAGGAAAUUUCAUUGCUUAAUGGGGUCAGCCUCAUUGUGGGCAAUAUGAUUGGCUCAGGAAUUUUUGUGUCACCCAAGGGUGUGCUUAUUUACUCUGCUUCUUAUGGCCUGUCUCUAAUACUUUGGUCUUUGGGGGGCAUCUUCUCAGUUAUCGGGGCCCUUUGCUACGCAGAGCUGGGUACUACCAUCAAAAAAUCUGGAGCAAGCUAUGCUUACAUACUUGAAGCCUUUGGUGACUUUGUUGCCUUUAUCAGACUGUGGACCUCUCUACUCAUCAUCGAACCCACAAGCCAAGCUGUCAUCGCUAUUACCUUCGCAAAUUACCUGGUGCAGCCCGUCUUUCCAUCUUGUUACCCGCCUUAUAUGGCAUCCAGGUUGAUUGCUGCUGCUUGCGUGUGUCUCAUCACAUUUAUAAACUGUGCGUAUGUAAAAUGGGGGACAAGGGUGCAGGAUCUUUUCACCUAUGCAAAGGUCAUUGCAUUAAUUGCUAUUAUCAUAACUGGCAUUGUCAAGCUCUCUCAAGGACAAACAGAGAACUUUGAGGAUUCAUUUGCAGGGUCAUCAUGGGACGCCGGUGAGAUCUCUUUAGGACUGUACUCUGCUCUUUUCUCUUAUUCGGGUUGGGACACGUUGAAUUUUGUAACAGAAGAAAUUAAGAACCCAGAAAGGAAUCUACCGUUGUCCAUUGGGAUUUCCAUGCCACUCGUCACCAUUAUAUAUAUUUUGACAAAUGUAGCUUAUUAUACUGUUUUAGAUUUCAACGCUGUUGUUGCAAGUGAAGCAGUUGCAGUGACCUUCGCUGACAUGGUAUAUGGAGUUUUCAGCUGGACAAUACCUGUGGCUGUGGCACUUUCCUGUUUUGGUGGACUUAACUCCUCCAUUCUAGCUGCCUCCAGGCUGUUCUUUGUGGGUGCGAGGGAGGGACAUCUGCCUGACAUGCUGUGUUUGAUCCAUCAAGAGAGGUUUACUCCUGUGCCUGCACUGCUGUUUAAUUGUGUUGCUACCCUUAUCUAUUUGGCUGUGAAAGAUGUCUUCCAGCUUAUCAACUAUUACAGUUUCAGCUAUUGGUUCUUUGUUGGACUGUCUAUAGCUGGUCAGAUUUAUCUGCGCAUUAAAAAGCCUGAACUACCACGACCAGUCAAGCUCAGCUUGUUUUACCCCAUCGUAUUUUGCCUGUGUACGGUCUUUCUGGUGAUUGUUCCACUAUACAGUGAUACUGUGAAUUCUCUUAUCGGGAUUGGCAUAGCCUUGUCUGGGAUUCCUGUCUACUUCAUGGGAAUCUAUCUCCCUGAAUCUAAAAGGCCUCCUUUCAUCAGCAGGGUCUUAGCUUUUCUCACACGGAGGACUCAGAUGAUUUUCAACUGUGUUCUGACAGAGAUGGAUCCUAUAGAUGAAAAGAAACAAAAUCAAACUGAAAAUAGAAAGGUGCAAUGAAUAAAUGUAGAUUCUCUUAAGCAGAAUGAAAAGAGCUAGCUGCAAAAAUAAGGUUCUUGGCUCUUGUUACGUCUCCCCAGAUAAGCUCGGAUUGGUACACACUCCUUUUCUCUCAAAAUUUCAUUACCAUUUUGCCGAAAACAGAAAAAAAAAAAAUCUUCCAUGUGCUUAAUCACAAAGCAUUCUUCUUUUUUUUUUUUUUUUUUUAUAAACCAAAGGCACUACCAUUUCUACAAGACUGCAAUCUGUUGCAACUCUUACCUAUCCAAUGAACAGUAUUUACACUGGUGUUCUUUCAGUUCAGUUACUUGCCAAAUGGUGGAAUUCUAUUAUAACUAUAUUUGUGUUGCACAGAGUAAAAUCUCAGUUUUGCCCUCAGUCACAGGAAAGAGUUCCUGUCAGCAUUGUUUUGUGAUGUUUUUAGUUUUGAAAAGGUUUUUAUUUUAGAAGCUAAAAUUCCAGUGAACUAUCUAUGCAAAUUGUUUCAAUUUAGAGCAUUCUGUUCUAGCAUAUAAUAUUCCAACAGUAUCUGUUGUUUAGAAGUUUUUUUUUCUGUUUUUUACUUACAUUCUAUUUGUUUAAAGUUUGUGAACAAAUUCUAGGCAAUAUAGUCUAACUGGUGUUGAGGUACUGGUAAGCUCCAGGGCAAGUUUGCAACACUCCCUCAACUUAAAGAAUGUACUGGCAGUUUAGGUUUCACAGCUACUGAAAGGGUGAAGUUUGUUCAUACCUAUAUUAUAUAUAAUUUUUUUUUUUGGUGUGAAUGUCGGUGCAUAGUAUCUGUGCUAAAAAAACACAUUCUGUUGCCCCUUAGUUAUUUGAAUAGUUAAUUUAGGGGAAGGCGCAACUUGCCUGCAAUAAACUAUGGAUAUGUGCCCAA
Molecule: messenger RNA, 2472 nt
Organism: Xenopus tropicalis (tropical clawed frog)
Lineage: Eukaryota; Metazoa; Chordata; Amphibia; Anura; Pipidae
Gene: slc7a6
Product: solute carrier family 7 (amino acid transporter light chain, y+L system), member 6
Exons: 10
Coding region: 48-1592 (514 amino acids)
Biological process (GO): transmembrane transport; L-lysine transmembrane transport
Cellular component (GO): membrane; plasma membrane
Molecular function (GO): transmembrane transporter activity
Source: RefSeq, a predicted model, not a curated record